Penicillium malachiteum is the source of this 1092-nucleotide messenger RNA. RefSeq lists its product as uncharacterized. The transcript is spliced from 8 exons. NCBI's taxonomy places the organism in Eukaryota, Fungi, Ascomycota, Eurotiomycetes, Eurotiales, Aspergillaceae. The record is from RefSeq and is a predicted model, not a curated record. Bases 1 to 1092 code for a protein of 363 amino acids.
AUGGAAGGAAUUGGAUACAUGAUCACUGAGCGCUACGUGAAUGGUGCCAACAAUUCAGGAUUCUCUGAUGCAGUCGAGCUGUGGGAUUUCUAUCCUGAAGAGGACAAGAUCAACGAUGCUACCAUCACAUCGGAUUAUGCAGAGAGCCUUGCCGCAUAUACUGCAUUCGCCAAUGGAGUUGCCCGAGCCAGCAAUUCUACUGGAUGUGGAGCAUGGGGAUUCAAACGAAUGUGGACUCCUACUGCAAAUUACACGCUCGCUGACCCAUGGAAGUCUGAGUUCUUCACUGACUUGGCAGCGAAUAACACCCCGAUAAAGGCAGCAACUUUUCACUGGGAUGCUACUAUGUUCAGCUGGAAUCCGUAUGAGAUUGUCAACUCCACAAAGCAGUUCCGGGAGUUGUAUCUCACACCCAAUGGCUUUGAAGACCUGCCAAUUUGGAUUACAGAGCACAACCGGAACCCCCUCGGCAUCCUUCCUACACCUGAGUCAGCUUUAGCUGCCUACAAUGACCCCGCCUCAUUUGCCGCUUGGGUAAUUGCCGUUGCCAUGUAUGGACAAGAUGCCGAUGCCGAACAGGUCAUGAGCUGGACCGGACUAGGAUAUGGCGGAUACGGGUGGGACGACGCAUACUUUCAAGGCUGGUAUAACCAGACAGACUCAGGUGAUAUCGCCCUGAACGCCGGUGCUGCUUGGGUUCUCUCUGGCGAUUUUGUCACGAACACCCCCAGCCGGCUCUCAGUGAGCGAAUCAUCGGCGAAUGGAUUCGCGGCACUUGCAGGCGUAUCAAGUAACAAAACAGAGGUGCAAGUCCUUUUGAACAACUACCAAGUGGACUAUGAUAUUGUCAAAGUUGCUUGCACUACCUUCAUGCAGCCGACCAUUCGAAACAAUACGGCCACAUCCUAUAAGCUUGAAAUCACCAAUUUCCCAUGGUCAAAGACAACGAAGUACACCGCCACGAUCCAACGCGUGGGAGGGGCUUCUGUUCUGGAAACCUACAAGGUCAUCUCUGGUGUCGGAACAUCUCUCUCUGCGACCGUCGCUUUCCCGGCCAACUACCAGGAUUUGAUCACGAUUAAGGCCGUUUAG